AUGACAAUGGAAGGCAGCUGUCUCUGCGGCAAUGUGAAGUUCUCUUUAGACGUUACGCCGGAUGCGGCCAAUCUAACAUCAGUGUGCCACUGCCGGCCCUGCCGCAAGAUCAGCGGGAGUACGACGUCGCUGAAUCUGACGGUGCCGACCAAAGCGUUCACCUUGACCAGCGGCAACCUGAAGACGAUCAAGACGAAGCACAUGGACGAGGGAUUCGAGUUCUCGCUGUCCUUCUGUCCUGCUUGCGGCAGCCCAAUCUACGCGGUGCCUCACUUCAUGCCAGAGCUAGACAUCGUAGUCGUGCAAGCGGGUACGCUGGACGAGGUGGCGCCGCUGCUGAAGACGCCGGCCACUGAGCUCAAUGUCGCGCAUCGGCUGCCGUGGCAGACGCAGAUCGGUGGUGCGGCGCAGAAGGAGAAGUAUUGA
Molecule: messenger RNA, 426 nt
Organism: Cladophialophora psammophila CBS 110553
Lineage: Eukaryota; Fungi; Ascomycota; Eurotiomycetes; Chaetothyriales; Herpotrichiellaceae
Exons: 2
Coding region: 1-426 (141 amino acids)
Molecular function (GO): carbon-sulfur lyase activity
Source: RefSeq, a predicted model, not a curated record